AUCUAUAAGAAGCAGUGGAAGUGCCGUGAAACCAAAUCCACAGCCCGCGACAAUCACUUCCAAGCAUAGCAACAGCAACUUGACACUAAACGCAGAUAUGCACGCAUCCACUCUCCUCCUCGGCGCUGCCGCCCUCCUUGUCGAGAAUGUAUCCGCCCACGGUUUCGUCAAGGCCGUCAACAUCAAGGGCGUCUCAACCAAGGGCUCCGAUCCCGUCUGGUUCUACCAAGGAAACAACCGCGUCGCAACCGCUGGCUGGGACUCUCUGAACCAGGAUCUCGGCUUCGUCGAGCCCAACAGGGCCUCAUCCGCUGACGUCAACUGCCACAAGAGCGCUACACCAGGCAAGCUGUACGCCAACGCUAACCCGGGCGAUACCAUCGAAUUCGAGUGGAACACUUGGCCAGACAGCCACAGGGGUCCCAUCAUCCACUACAUUGCUCCUUGCAACGGUGAAUGCUCAAGCAUGUCCCCCGGCGACCUCCGCUGGUCCAAGUUCGCCCAGGAGGCUAUCGUCAGCCCCAACGUCUGGGUCACUGACAACCUCAUCAAAAACGGCUUCAAGGCUUCUGUUAAGCUGCCGUCUAAGCUUGCUGCUGGCAACUAUGUUGUUCGCCACGAGAUUAUUGCCCUGCACGGCGGAUCGAGCCCUAACGGUGCUCAGCUGUACCCUCAGUGCAUCAACGUCAAGGUUGGAGGCAGUGGCACUGUUAGGCCCUCUAACGGUGUCCCAGGUACCAGCCUGUACACCCCCACCACCCCUGGUAUCUUGUUCAACAUCUACACUAACCCUACUUCUUACCCCUUCCCUGGCCCUGCUCUGUGGACUGCUGCCAACUAGAUGGGUCAAUGUGGGUUUGAGAUGAGAUGAGGGAGGUUCUCGAGAUGGCCAAGGUUCUCGCCUGUUGGAAUAGGCUGCUCUUCUACUCUGUAUAUACUUCACUCUUUCUUGAGGGGUUCAUGGUCACGUUGGACAUGUCCCCAAUGUAAAUGGAUGCUAUUACGACAUGACCUUGUCUACUUUGUAGUAGACAGGUCGCAUUAUAUACAUGACUUGCAAAUCAUCUUUGUUGGAAUUACUGAUCGGUAAUUCUGCUGUGCAUCGUCAAU
Bipolaris sorokiniana ND90Pr is the source of this 1110-nucleotide messenger RNA. RefSeq names its product glycoside hydrolase family 61 protein. Lineage: Eukaryota; Fungi; Ascomycota; Dothideomycetes; Pleosporales; Pleosporaceae. The record is from RefSeq and is a predicted model, not a curated record. The transcript has 3 exons. The coding region runs from base 98 to 841 and encodes 247 amino acids.